This is a messenger RNA of Adineta steineri, 3525 nucleotides long. Lineage: Eukaryota; Metazoa; Rotifera; Eurotatoria; Adinetida; Adinetidae. The record is from the annotation of a GenBank genome assembly.
AUGACGACGACUACUACAACAAUAACAAAAACGAAAGCGGGGAAACAAAUACCAUGUAAAGUUCGUAUGCUUGAUGAUCAAGAAUUACCAUUUCAUAUAGAUCCAAAGGCUAUUGGACAAGAUUUGGUUAAUACAGUUUGCAAAUAUAUUGAUUUACUUGAACGAGAUUAUUUUGGUUUGGAAUACUUAGAUAGACAUCGAAAUGUUUGUUGGCUUGAAUUGGAUAAACCUAUACUUAAACAAGUUACAGAAACAAAAUUUUCAUUUUGUGUCAAAUUUUAUACACCUGAUCCAGGACAAUUGGAAGAAGAAUUUACUAGAUAUCUUUUUGCUUUACAAAUCAAACGUGAUCUUGCUCUUGGUACAUUAUUAUGUAGUGAUAAUACUGCGUCUUUGCUUGCUUCUUAUAUUGUUCAAGCGGAAAUUGGUGAUUAUCUUGAAACAUAUAAUAAUAAUCCUAGUUAUUUAAAUCAACGAAAAUAUUUUCCACAUCAAACUCCUGAACAUGAAAUUCGUAUAAUGAAUUUUCAUAAAAAUCAUCUUGGACAACAUCCAGCUGAUGCUGAUCUUAAUCUACUUGAUACAGCACGUAAAGUUGAAUUAUAUGGUAUUAAAAUGCAUACAGCUAAAGAUCAUGAACAAGUUAAUCUGAAUUUAUCUGUUGCACAUAUGGGGAUACUUGUCUUUCAAAAUAUAACAAAAAUUAAUACAUUUUCCUGGGCAAAAAUUCGUAAAUUAAGUUUUAAACGUAAAAAAUUUCUAAUUAAAUUACAACCAGAAGGAUAUGGUUAUUAUAAAGAUACAGUCGAAUUUUAUUUCGAUACACGUGAUGAAUGUAAAAAUUUUUGGAAAAAAUGUAUUGAAUAUCAUGCUUUCUUUCGUUGUGUGACAAUACAACGUUUACAUCGUUCAAAAACGAAAUUAUUAUCACGUGGUUCAUCAUUUCGAUAUCAUGGUCGAACACAAAAAGAAAUUGUUGAAUAUGCACGUGAAUGUUAUAAUAAAAAUCGAACAUUUACUAGAUCUUAUUCAAAUACACGUACAGUUGCACCAGUAACAAAUCGAACACAUCGUUCACCAGUAUCAACAAUAAAACCAUCGGAUACAGUUGAAUCUGUUCGUCAUCAUCGGCAUCAAACUGGUAUUAUAAAUGAUACAGCGGAUGUUUAUCAACAAGUUUAUCAUGAUGAUUCAUCCACACAUGGUAGUCGAACGUUAGAUUCAAGAUUUAGUCGUGAUAAAUAUGAUUUAUCUGAUGAACAAAAUACAGAUGAGGACGAAGAUGAACUUAUACAAAAAACAACAAAUGGAGUAUCAUCAUCAUCUACACGUAUUUAUAGAAGUAGUGAACCAUUUCAAAUUGAUAAUAAUCAUAUCACACAAGUUCAACAUCCGAUUGAUCAAAUUGAUAACGAAGAUUCAUUACCAACAACAAAUCGUCGACAUAUUAGUGGAACAGUUAAUAGUCAUCGAUCUGUACCGCCUUUAACAAGUAGUACACCACCACGACGAUUAUCAAAUACUGAACAGCAAAUUCUAACAGCAACACAUCGAUUAAAUCUUGGCAAACAAAUAAAAAUGAUAGAUAAUGAUAGUAUUGAUAUUGAAAGUCCAACUAAAAUAUCUUCAAUGAAUGAAAAUAUGUAUUCAACUUCAUCACCUUUGUCUAUUUUAACAUCACCCUAUAAUAAAACGGAAGAAUCAGCUGUAGAUGAAUCUAGAACUCGAACAAUACCAGUUAUUCAUGAAUACCGAUCGCCAAGAACACCUGUAUGUACGAUUGAAUCAAGAAGUACAAGUCGACAUCAACAAUCACCAUCGAGAUCAAUCCCUUCAACAUCGUAUCGAGCAAGUCCUCCAAUGGCGGGCAUUCCGCGAUUAAUUGGUAGUGUUCAUCCUUCAUCAUUAUCAACAACAACUCUACCAACAUCUGUUUCAUCAACAAUGAUAAUACCAUCUAUUCAUGAUCGAUCAUUUUUUAUAUGUAAAGAACUUUUAAUGACUGAACGAACAUAUAAAAAAGAUAUUGAAGUUGUUGCUGAACAUUUUCGUCGAGAAUUAAUGCUUGCUAUUAAUCAUUAUCAAGAUUCUUAUAUGACUGAUGAAUAUAAUUUUGAAAAUGAAACAUUAAUACAUUUAUCUGAUGUUUUAUUUACACAUCUAUUACCUAUUUAUACUUUUCAUGCACAUUUUCUUCGACAACUUGAACAACGAAUAUCAAUAUGGGAAACACGUUCUAUACCGGGUAAUGAAUGUCUUCCGAUUGAUAAAAUGGCUCAACAAAUUGGAGAUUUAAUGAUGAAUUUAAUUGAAAUCUUACCCAGAUAUGAACGUUAUAUAGAAAAUUAUGAUCGUUUAUUAACUGAACUUGAAUAUAUCCUCAAACAUAAUCGACGUUUCGAAAUAAUUUAUAAAGAAUUCGAAUCUGAAAAAUUUUGUUAUUUAUCAUUCAUAUCAUUUUUAAUCAAACCAUUACAAAGACUUUUACAUUACGAAUAUUUAUUUGAAAAACUACUCAUUUAUUAUAAAAAUAAUGAUUAUGAAAUUGAAUAUCAAGAUUGUUAUGGAAUAUUUAUUAAAAUUCAAGAUUUAAUUGAAAAUUUUGCUGAAUCAUUAACAUUAUUGCUAAAUCGGCAAAAAUUAAUUGAACUCCAACGUGAUCUGAUUGGUGUGGAUAAUCUCUCGAGUCAAUAUGAUCGCCAAUUCAUACGUGAAGGUUGCCUUCAAAAAUUAUCACGAAAAGGAUAUCAACAACGAAUGUUUUUUUUAUUCUCUGAUGUACUACUUUAUUGUGCUCGUAGUUCAAGUCCUGUACUUCAAUUUAAACUUCAUGGUGAACUAUCAUUAAGAACAAUGACAGUUGAAGAUAGUGAUGAACAUGUUAAUAUUCCUAAUUCUAUUACUAUCUAUACUGGCAAUCGAUCAUUACUCGUAGUAGCAAGUUCACCAACUGAAAAGAAAAAAUGGUUACAUGAUUUAAAAUAUGCUAUUGAAAAUCUUAAAAUAAAUUCUGAUGAUCAAAAACAUCAAUAUUCAGCUACGUUGAAAUCCAAUGCAUCAUCAGAAAAUCUUGAACAUUCAGUUGUUGGAACACUUGAUGAUGAUAAUAUGAGUCAAAUUGAUCGUUCAUGUGUACAACAUCGUGCUAAUACAACUAUGCAUGUAUGUUGGCAUCGAAAUUUAUCUGUAUCAAUACAUGAUCAUCGGCAAACAAUUAAAAAUCAAUUAAGUGGUUAUUUAUUACGGAAAUUUAAAAAUUCAAAUGGUUGGCAAAAAUUAUGGGUUAUUUUUACAAAUUUUAGUUUAUUCUUUUAUAAAACUUAUCAAGAUGAUUACCCAUUGGCAUCAUUACCUUUAUUAGGAUAUCGUAGUUCAUUACCAUCCGAAUUCGAUGGUGUUAAUAAAGAUUUUGUAUUUAAACUUCAAUUUAAAAAUCAUGUUUAUUUUUUUCGAGCUGAAAGUCAAUAUGCUUUUGAUCGAUGGAUCGAAGUUGUAUCAAGUGCAACAACAACAACUAGUCAAUAA